Messenger RNA from Oldenlandia corymbosa var. corymbosa, 1763 nucleotides. The record is from the annotation of a GenBank genome assembly. NCBI's taxonomy places the organism in Eukaryota, Viridiplantae, Streptophyta, Magnoliopsida, Gentianales, Rubiaceae.
GAACCAAAACUAUCCACUACUCUAUCCCGUCUGCCAUUUCUCCCACCUUCGAUUUUAGUACUUCAAGUUUAGAUUGUUUGUUUAUCAAUAGAGGAUUUCAGGCAUCCAAAUAUAGACUCUCUUUGUAGUUGGAACAAGAUCGAAGAUGCGGAAACGGAUUUCAGGGUUUAUUACUAGCAAUUGCAGCCAAAACAGAGGGCUUACAACCGCAUUUCACAAUGCCAUGAAUGAUCAUCAAUGGAGGUUAAAUCCUCUCAGAUAUUCCACCCCAAGUAGCAGCAACUUAAGUAACAAUCGCAUGUUUUCUUCUGUUGCAUUAAGGUACCGCAGAUCAAAGGGUGCUGACAAUUCCAAGAGAGCUUUUCUACUGCAUACUUUUGGGAAGAGAUUUUACAGCAGCUCUGCUGGAAAACCUGUUAAAACAGGACAACUGGAGAAAGUACUUUUCAGUUCUUCUUCUUCUUCUUCUUCUUCUUCUUCUUCUUCUUAUUGGGCUUGGCUUAAGAAGCAUAAAGUUUUAGGCUUUGCUAUGUUUUCUGCAUUUUCUUUCUUGAGUUUGCAAUGGGUACCAGUAUCAGAGAGAAUGCACAUGGCUAUAUCAACGGACAAAAUCGAAAAUAUGAUUGGCGCUUUGGUUUGGGAGCAGGAAGCAAGAGAAAAUCAGGGCCGAAUUCUGAGUCCAGACAGUCCAGAAAGUAUUCGGGUCACUCGGAUUCUGAGAGACAUUUUACAGGCAACGCAUCAAACAUUGGGGUUGAAAAAUGAUUUCCAAGUGUCCGCCUACGUGCCAAGAAAAGAAUUGCAGAUGAAAGAACCGCGUCCUGAUCAGGAUUCGAGUCUAUCGAAAACGCUUGAUUUCUUGAAGUUUCAAAAGGAGGUUAUAAAGUAUUAUUCAUCCCAUCCAAACAAAAGGGUUCAAAACGAGCCUCAAACAGUUGAGAAGAAAUUCGGGAUCAAAUACGGCACCAAGCAUUUGGAAGGGUUAAACUGGGAAGUGAUGGUGAUUGAAAAAUCUGUAGAGAAUGCUGUUCAUGUUCCAAACGGAAGGAUUAUGUUUUACACUGAAUGGUUUGAAAAUCCUGAUUUUAAAGAUGAAGAUUUGGCAGUUAUUCUGGCUCAUGAGGUUGGGCAUGGAUUGGCUCGGCAUUCAUCCGAGACUCUGUUGAGAUUAAUUUGGUCCCUGGUCCUUUCUGUUCUAGUUCAAAUCUUUUUUGAUGAUAGUGUGAUCUUAAGGAAGGCUAAAAAUCUAAUCAGUGACACCGUCUUCCCCUUCAUUUCCAGGAGGAGGGAAGUGGAAGCUGAUCGAAUCGGGAUGAUGUUGAUGGCUGCAGCUGGCUAUGACCCUCGUCGUGCCCCCGAGUUUUAUGAGAAGUAUUGUAAUCAUGACGUCGGAGAAGAUUUCAUGAAGGCAACCCACCCUUCUGGAAAGAAAAGGGCUGAGGCGCUGAGAAAUGAUGAAAUGAUGGAAAAAGCGAAGAAUUUAUAUGAUCAGGUCUGUGCUCGACGAUGAUAUCCAAACUUGUAAAAGCUUCAAUUGACAUGAAUUGCAGCAGUUUUGGAUCUAAUCCUUUUGAAUAGUUCGGUCAUACUUGUGUCUUAAUCAGGUCAAUGUAGAAAUUAUGGUCAUUUUUCUUAUUGAACAUAACUGUAUUUGACAUUGGAAGUUAUCUUACUAGAUUUUGAAGGAAAAGAAUUUAUUUGAUUUGAUAUAUGUCUGUUAAAUGAUCGAUAUAUACUCAUCAUACCAACAGAUUUCACAUUAA